Wyeomyia smithii (pitcher-plant mosquito) is the source of this 687-nucleotide messenger RNA. RefSeq names its product mantle protein-like. Lineage: Eukaryota; Metazoa; Arthropoda; Insecta; Diptera; Culicidae. The transcript is spliced from 2 exons. The record is from RefSeq and is a predicted model, not a curated record. The coding region runs from base 148 to 609 and encodes 153 amino acids.
GAGUGAGAGUCCGAGGUGAUGUAAGUAUAAAACCUCUGGCUGGCCGAGGGAAAACCAUCAUUCACCAGUGCUCAUCUCUCCGGUUCAGUACCGCCAAUUCGUGUUAACUUGUGUACACUGUGUGGGCAAUUUUGAAGUGAGGUUAUCAUGAAGGCGUUUAUUGUGUUGUCCAUCACUCUGGCAAUUGCCGCUAGUUCCGCAGUCGACAGCUCGAAAAAGGACAAGCGUAGUUUUUUGGAACAUCAUGAACCGUUUGUCUUUCCAGAGCACGUGCCAGAAGUGAAACAUGUGACAAUUGAGAAGCAUGUCCCCUACGAGGUGAAGGUCCCCUAUCCGGUUGAAGUAGAAAAGAAAGUUCCAGUUGUCGUGGAGAAAAAUGUACCGGUCUACAUCGAGAAGAAGGUUCCCGUACAUAUUGACCGGCCAGUGCCUUAUCCCGUCGAAGUGAAGGUCCCCGUGAUCCAAAAAGAGUAUGUCGAAGUGCCCAAACCAUACGCAGUGCAUGUUGAAAAACAUGUCCCAGUGUACAUCAGCAAACCAGUGUACGUUGAAAAGGCCGUCCCUAUCACGGUUCACAUUAAGCAGCACAAGAAGAGCUUUUGGGGUUAAAUUUAUCCAAUCGUUCAAGAGGGUUGGUUAGUACAAUCGAUUCCAAAAUAGACUGAAUAAAUUCAUUUUUGUUACCAA